GGGUGACCACUGGAGAUGAUUGAGCCUCGUACCCUGCAGUACAAGCUGCUGGAGCCUGUCCUCCUGAUAGGCAAGGAAUGUUUUGCUGGAGUAGAUAUCCGGGUCCAUGUGAAAGGAGGAGGCCAUGCUGCUGAGAUUUAUACUAUCUGGCAGUCCAUCUCCAAAGCCCUGGUGGCUUAUUACCAGAAAUAUAAAGAUGAGGCCUCCAAGAAGGAAACAAAAGACAUCCUUAUCCAAUAUGACCGAACUCUGCUGGUGGCUGAUCCUCGGCGCUGCAAGUCCAAGAAGUUUGGCGGCCCUGGGGCCUGA
Molecule: messenger RNA, 309 nt
Organism: Trichosurus vulpecula (common brushtail)
Lineage: Eukaryota; Metazoa; Chordata; Mammalia; Diprotodontia; Phalangeridae
Product: 40S ribosomal protein S16-like
Exons: 1
Coding region: 16-309 (97 amino acids)
Biological process (GO): maturation of SSU-rRNA from tricistronic rRNA transcript (SSU-rRNA, 5.8S rRNA, LSU-rRNA); translation
Cellular component (GO): cytosolic small ribosomal subunit; ribosome
Molecular function (GO): structural constituent of ribosome; RNA binding
Source: RefSeq, a predicted model, not a curated record